AUGAGACCCGAAAUGCUGUUAAAGAUAAAAGAAGAAGUCAAGAAACAAUUUGACGCUGGCUUCCUACAAGUCUCAAAGUAUCCAGAAUGGGUAGCUAAUAUAGUCCCAGUGCCGAAGAAAGAUGGCAAGGUGCGAAUGUGCGUGGAUUAUCGUGAUCUGAAUCAAGCAAGCUCUAAGGAUAACUUUCCUUUACCGCACAUCGACACUUUGGUGGAUAAUACGGCAAAGCAUUCUCUGUUUUCUUUCAUGGAUGAAAGAGAGCAUGUUGGGAGUCUUAGGAAGCUGUUUGAAAGAUUAAGAAAGUUCCAGUUGAAGCUUAACCCGGCCAAAUGUACAUUUGGGGCUACCUCAGGAAAACUGCUAGGUUUCAUUGUUAGUGAAAGAGGUAUCGAGGUUGAUCCAGAUAAGAUAAAAGCUAUACAAGAAUUGCCUCCCCCGCGUACACAAAAGGAAGUCAGAGGUUUUUUAGGAAGGUUGAAUUACAUUGCUCGAUUCAUUGCUCAACUUACCAAUCAGUGUGACCCAAUUUUUCGACUCCUUCGAAAACGUAAUCUGGGAGAAUGGAACGAGGAGUGCCAAGUGGCCUUCGACAAGAUAAAACAGUAUCUAUCUAAUCCUCCUGUGCUAGUACCACCGACCCCUGAAAAACCCUUAAUUUUGUACCUGACCGUGUUUGAGAACUCAAUGGGUUGCGUACUGGGACAACAUGAUGAGUCGGGGAAAAGAGAGAAGGCAAUUUACUACCUCAGCAAGAAGUUCACAGAAUAUGAGGCAAAAUACCCUUCAAUUGAGAAGUUUUGUUGGAGAAUGGCCAGAUGGCAGAUCCUAUUGACUGAGUAUGACAUUGUAUAUGUGAGCCAAAAGUCGAUAAAAGGAAGCGCAAUAGCUGACUUCUUGGCAAGUCGAACAACGGAGGAAUACGAGCCUUUGAUAUUUGAGUUCCCAGAUGAAGAUUUGAUGUGCAUUUCAGAAAAAGAGGGCGAGUCAUCAAAAGGAAAGUCAUGGAAGAUGAGCUUUGAUGGUGCUUCAAAUGCAUUGGGGCAUGGGAUAGGAGCAGUCUUAGUGUCACCUGAAGGCGACCAUUACCCGCUUACUACUAGAUUGAAUUUCUUCUGUACAAAUAAUAUAGCGGAAUAUGAGGCUUGCAUCAUGGGACUUCGUGCAGCUAUCAAGAGAAAAAUCAAAAUUUUAGAGGUACACGAGGACUCAGCAUUAGUCAUUUAUCAAAUUCGUGGAGAUUGGGAAGUGAGAGAUCCAAAAUUAGUCAAAUAUCAUGAUCUCGUUGCAGAGCUGAUCAAGGAGUUCUAUAAAGUGACUUUUAACUACUUUCCACAAGAGGAGAACCAACUGGCUGAUGCUCUAGCCACAUUGGCUUCGAUGUUCAAGGUAAACAGAGAAACUGAGAUAAUGCCCAUCCAAAUGAGCAUAUAUGAGACCCCCGCACACUGCUUUAGUAUUGAGGAGGAGUCAGAUGGACGACCAUGGUUCCAUGAUAUCUUAGAGUAUAUCAAGAAUCAAAGGUACCCCGAGCAAGUAAACGAGAAUGACAAAAGAACAAUCAGGAGAAUGGCGUUUGGAUUUGUUCUUGACGGGGAUAUUCUAUACAAAAGGGGAAAAGAUCAAGUGCUCCUGAGGUGCGUGGACGCUGUUGAAGCUAGAAAGAUACUUGAAGAGGUUCAUGAAGGAAUUUGUGGAACACAUGCCAGUGGUUUCACCAUGGCCAGGCAGAUUAUGAGACUUGGUUAUUAUUGGCUGACGGUGGAAAGGGAUUGCAUUGAAGCCACUUCGUUUGCUAAUGUGACAAAGGCUGCAGUGUGUAGGUUCUUAAAAAAGGAGAUUAUAUGUCGAUAUGGUCUGCCUGAAGGAAUCAUUUCAGAUAAUGCUUUAAAUUUGAACAACAAGAUGAUGAAAAAAGUAUGUGAGCAAUUCCAGAUAAAACAUCAUAAUUCUUCGCCCUAUCGCCCAAAGAUGAACGGAGCAGUAGAAGCCGCUAAUAAGAACAUUAAGAGGAUUAUUGGGAAGAUGACUGAGACAUAUAAAGACUGGCACGAUAAGCUACCAUUCGCUUUUAUGACAUCGCACCUCGAUGCACGGACGCUCACGGGCAACUCCUUUUCUCCGGUCUAUGGAAUAGAAGCCGUUCGCUUAUCAAGUAGAGAUCCCAUCCUGCGCGUGCGCCAAGAGAAUUUCGCGAAGGAGAGCUCAGAUCGAGAAAGAUUCUCCGAUCUGAAGGACUUUCGAGGAAAAUGGUCACCAAAUUGGGAAGGACCAUACGUUGUAAAGAGGGCAUUCUCAGGAGGGGCUCUGAUUCUCACUGAGAUGGACGGGAAAGAAUUACCUAAUCCAGUGAACUUAGAUGCUGUGACGGCGCAAGUGGCCGAUGUGACAACGGCGGUGGCAGACGAGGAUGGGACGUCCGGCGACUGUGGCAGGGCAAGUGGACGUGCGGCGGGUGGCUGA
This is a messenger RNA of Gossypium raimondii (Peruvian cotton), 2460 nucleotides long. RefSeq lists its product as uncharacterized. The transcript has 6 exons. Gene Ontology annotation, biological process: DNA integration. The record is from RefSeq and is a predicted model, not a curated record. Lineage: Eukaryota; Viridiplantae; Streptophyta; Magnoliopsida; Malvales; Malvaceae. Bases 1 to 2460 code for a protein of 819 amino acids. Gene Ontology annotation, molecular function: RNA-DNA hybrid ribonuclease activity; nucleic acid binding.